Pelecanus crispus (Dalmatian pelican) is the source of this 634-nucleotide messenger RNA. NCBI's taxonomy places the organism in Eukaryota, Metazoa, Chordata, Aves, Pelecaniformes, Pelecanidae. The record is from RefSeq and is a predicted model, not a curated record.
AUGGCGGGUCUGUCUUUUUCUCCGGAGCCGCCGCCGCCUCCUCCUCCUCCACUCCCCGCCGCAGAGCUCCCGCAGUGGCACAGGUACCCUCCGCCCGGAGCAUGGGGAGGCGCGGGGAAAGGGCAGGAGCUGCCCUGCGAGGGGAGGGCAUCCCUGUCCCCAGUGUCCUCUAGCCGGCUGGAAAGGGCUAAGUCAGCCUGCUACACGGGCUCUCUGACUAAAGAAGCUGAGGCAACUGUUGCUACAGACUGGAAAAAAAAAUUGACUCCAGAGCAAUUCUAUGUUACCAGAGAAAAAGGAACUGAACCGCCAUUUAGUGGGAUCUAUCUGAAUAACACAGAAUCGGGAAUAUACUACUGCGUGUGCUGCAACGCCCCACUGUUCAGCUCGGAAAAGAAGUACAAUUCUGGGACUGGAUGGCCGUCGUUUUCUGAGGCUUAUGGUACUUGUGGCAGAGAUGAAAGUAAUACCAAUAUCAUGAGACGACCCAAUAACUCGCUGGGAUCAACUAGAACUGAAGUGAUCUGCAAACAGUGUGACGCCCAUCUAGGCCAUGUGUUUGAUGAUGGUCCAACACCUUCUGGGCAGAGGUUCUGUAUCAACAGUGUUUCAUUAAACUUCAAAUCAGGCUCUG